Messenger RNA from Xiphophorus couchianus (Monterrey platyfish), 3298 nucleotides. RefSeq names its product serine (or cysteine) peptidase inhibitor, clade H, member 2 (gene serpinh2). The record is from RefSeq and is a predicted model, not a curated record. Gene Ontology annotation, cellular component: endoplasmic reticulum. The transcript has 5 exons. Gene Ontology annotation, molecular function: serine-type endopeptidase inhibitor activity. Lineage: Eukaryota; Metazoa; Chordata; Actinopteri; Cyprinodontiformes; Poeciliidae. Gene Ontology annotation, biological process: collagen fibril organization; negative regulation of endopeptidase activity. The coding region runs from base 189 to 1442 and encodes 417 amino acids.
CAGAUUCAGUCUGGCUCACUGCGGUCCGCUGAGCCUGGAGGUUUCUAGAAAAGCAGGAAAAAUCCGUCCUCUCUUUCCUGCCACGUCUGAGCCUCCGGUUCGGUCCCACUUCUCACUUCCUCCGGAGGCUCAGGUGGAAAGAAAGAAGAGCUGCGGGGAGAGACGAGUGAAUUAAUUAACGACCCGCCAUGCUGUUCAGACUCGCCGUUUGCCUCCUGGUUUCUCUGCUUGUCCUCCUGGUGCAGAGCAGCACCACUAAAUCAUCAAAGAGCCCCGCCGCCUCAGUAAGCCCCUCUCUUCGUCCUCUUGUGAAUGACCCGAGCUGGCCUCUGGGUGUGCGCCUCUACCAGGCCCUGCGCUCUGACCCCGGCUCUGUAAACACGCUCUUCUCCCCUCUCCUCUUGGCGUCCUCGCUUGAGGCGCUGUCUGAAGGCUCGGCGGGUAAAACUGCCGAGCAGAUUCGAGAACUUCUCAAGCCUCCGUCUGGGACCAAAGAGGCGGUUGGGGAACUUCUCUCCAUGGCGUUGGAGAGCUUCGUUAAAGCUAACGGGACUAGCUUCCAGAUCCACGCAUCCUCUGGUGUGUUCACCAAGCAGGCUCCUGCCAUCAGUCAGGCUUUCGCGAAGGAGAUCCAGAGCCGGUUCAGGCUGCAGCACCGGACGAUGGGGAAGGGGGACGCCAAGGCUGACCUGAAGCAGCUGCGUGAGUGGGCUGAGGCUGCGCUCAGUGGGAAGGAAAUGGCUCUUCUGGAGGCAGAAAUCAAGGCUAAAGCUGGAGCCAUGAUCCUGACAAAUGCUCUUCAUUUGAAAGGGUUGUGGCAGAGGGAGCUGAGCGAGGAGAGCACCGAUCGCCGCACCUUCUUGGGGAAGAAAUACACCAAAGUGAUUAUGAUGCACAGAGCAGGUCGGUAUCGCUUCCAUGAAGAUGUUGACAACAUGGUGCAGGUUCUGGAGGCGCCGCUGUGGGGAGACAAGGCCAGCCUUGUGCUCCUGCUGCCCUUUCAUGUGGAAAAUCUGGCCAGGCUGGACAAGCUGCUGACCCCAGAGCUGCUGUCAAAGUGGCUGGAGAGAACCGCCGUUACCGGUGUGGCCCUUUCUCUGCCCAAGGCAAACAUCACCAGCUCACUCAGUCUGCAGAAACAGCUGUCUUCUCUGGGUUUGAGUGACGCCUGGGACCAGAAGGCAGCCGACUUCUCCGGGAUGUCCGACAAGAGCAAAGGGAAGCUUCACCUCGGUGGCGCCCUCCACUGGGCUUCCUUAGAGCUCGAUCCCGCAGCUGGUGAACAGGACGUUGAUCUAGAGGAGGAGAACAUAGAGCGACCCAAGCUGUUCUACGCCGACCAUCCGUUCAUCAUCUGUGUUAGAGAUAACACCACUGGAGCCCUGCUGCUGAUGGGCGCUUUGGACAACGUCGAGGGAGACCUCCUACAUGAUGAAUUGUAGCAUCUCUUUCUACUUCCUGUCUUUUUUCGUUUCUUCCACCGGUCCCUCUCUGAGACAGCUUGCUGGUUUCUGAGUGCAGACAUUGUCAUUCACUGUGGCACUCUUUCACAUCACACUGUCAUACGCUGACACCGCCAUAGUCUUUUGGCUGACUGGCACCGACACUGCCAUAUCCGACAUUUACACUGUCACACACUCAGAGCUACACCUACACUGCAUGUAUAAAUGAUAACUCUGUACAAGACAUUGCUGAAGUUGACGGAUACAGGAUAAGCCUCCAACUCAAGAGAAAAUCGAUGGCAUCUCUUUUUCUCCCAAAAUCUGCCCCCACGCAGAAACCUUCAGAGACUGAUCAAGUCAACAGACACGACAAACAAGACCACUGUAGCAAAGAGCCGCCAUGCUGACAUACAGAGGAGUGCUUAAAGAGACACAGCAUUCAAACAGAAGCCCUCUUUCUCCAAAAAACACCAGGACAGGAUCAGGAGUGACACCGCAGUUGCUCUGGGUUGCCAGAUACCCGGGACAGCGUCCUCUGAGGGUCAACAGGGGAAGAUUGAUGGUCCACCCAAGUGCUUAUUGAUGAGCCAGAUAAUGCUAAUGACCGUAAUGCGUUACAGAGUGUGUCAACAACAUGGAAAGCAUGGGCGAAACCUUUUAAUCUCUUAAAUCCAUCGCUGAUCCAUGAUGCUAUUUUACCACUUGAAUCGAACUUGAGUGACAUUGCUUGGCCUAAAUGUGACAAAUUCAUGUUAAUUGAUUUCAAGAGGUCAAUGAGUUAUUGACGGAUGCAAUUUUUUAAAAUAAAUAACCUAAAAUCAAUAAUAAUGUGGUGAUUUUAGUAUUUUGCUUUAGGUCUUCAUGGUUGUUUCACUUUGUACUCAGAAGUGGGAAUUUCUUGUUGCAAAUUGGAAAAAAUAAAUAGAACAGCUUCUGAAAGUUGGAAUUCAGAUAUGAAAAGUCGAUCAACCCUAAAGUAGCUGCGGAGUUGUUCAGUUGUGUAGAAGUGAACACAACAGAAGAGGUCCAAUCGGACUCUAGAGUGGUUUGUUCCUUGAUGCAACGCAGCUAGUAUGGCUCAAAGCUAGCAAGCCUUCCUGUAGCCAGAUUUGAGUUGCAUUGUGGGAUGCCGUACAGUAAAUAUAUUCUCAAAAUGGUUUGGUGUACCACUCAGAUGCUGUGGAAAAACAUACAAAUUAAUAAAUGCAAAUGAAUGACUAAAUUCUGCGCAUUUCCAUCUAACUCAGAACACAGCAUCCACUUCCUGUAUUUACAUUCUGCUUCCCCACCAUCUGACCAAUAAAUAGACUAAAUUUUGGUUCACUUGAAGUUUUAUUUAUGUGAAAAGAACUGGAAAAGUUACAAGAGAAUGUGGCUCUUAAAAUGGCCCAAAGGUCAACACUAUGUUUGUUGGUAUGACAAUGUUGUUCUGAAAUGCUGUUAGUUACUCCAGAUGUAACAGGAUACAGACCUUUUGUCUUGUAGUUCUAAGCAACAUUUUACAGAAUCAUCAAGAUGUUUUAUUUUUGUUUCCUUUGGCAAACCUGAAACUAACCUUUGUUUUCUUUUGGCCUUGAACUCUUCCACUGUUGUGAGUUUUGCUCAGUCUCUCAUUUUAUUCUUAAACCAUGAGCACUGACUCUAUUUAAAGCCAGAAAACCUGCUGUGCUUUACUUGUCGUUCUUGAUCUUUUGUUGCCUCCUGGACGAGGUCACUUUGAUUGGCCAGCUAUUCCUGGGAAGGUUCAUGACUCUUCCAUGUUUUCUCUAUUUGUGGGUAAUGACUCUCACUGCAGAUUGAAAUGUGUUGAGUCUGCCUCAUGUUCUCAGACAGGUUCUAUUAAAGUGCUGCCUUGA